Paralichthys olivaceus (Japanese flounder) is the source of this 1002-nucleotide messenger RNA. RefSeq names its product RING finger protein 227. NCBI's taxonomy places the organism in Eukaryota, Metazoa, Chordata, Actinopteri, Pleuronectiformes, Paralichthyidae. Gene Ontology annotation, molecular function: ubiquitin protein ligase activity. The record is from RefSeq and is a predicted model, not a curated record. Gene Ontology annotation, biological process: protein ubiquitination.
GGUGACUCACUCAGACUUGGCCAAUAAUCAAACCCAGUCCCUCCCACGCUCUGAUGUAUAAAUGUGCAGCUCACGGACUGUGACUCAUUCAUUCAACCCACUGCAGCAACACUCAGCACCAUGUACUCACACAUCGAGUGCGGGAUCUGUUACCGGACCUACAACGCCGGUCGCCGGUGUCCCCGGGAGCUCCGCUGCUGUCACACCUUCUGCGAGGGCUGCCUCCUGGCUCUGUCCCGGCCCGGCGAGGGAAGCCCGGGGGCGGAUACUUCGAUCCUCUGCCCGUUGUGCAGACACAGCACCUCCAUCUCCUGCCAGGGGAGGAUCAGAUCGGAGCUCAGGGUGGAUGAGGGCGUCCUGGCUCGGCUGAUGGAGGCUGGGGUGCUCGAUCAAGAGGAAGAGGAGGAGGAGGAGGAGGAGGACCCGGUGAAGGACCCGGAGGAGGCUCCAGACCAAGACGAGGGGGCGACGCUCCAGGUGACUCAAGCCGAGGAGAGCGACUCUUCCGCGGUCUCCAGAGGCGGGAGGCUCCGGCGGUCCUGGAAGAAAGUUUGGAGGGUGAUCAGCGGGAAGAGCUUACAGCAGGGCGGUGGACAAAACUGUAUGACCAGCGAUGACUUGAGGAACCUCGCCAUGAUGUCCUGCUACAUGCUCUGAGCUGUCCACAUCCUCACUUACCCUAGAAACAAUGUGAUACUUCCCUGCCUAUACUGUAUUUACUUUGAAAUGUUCUUCCUGCCUACAUGGACCGAUGAUGACGACCACAAUGAUGAUGAAUACUGCCAAGACACAUGAACAAGAUGAUUUCAGCGUUCUGACUGCCUGUUAAAUUGUUAAAAGCUAUGUUGAUGUUGCACUCAAAUAGGAGAACAAAUGGAAAACCUGUGAAUGGCCAAAGUGGCCCACAAAUUUAUGUGAUAUUUAUUCUUUUUAUAAAGGUAUUUAUUGCACGUUCUUUAUAUAUAUUUUUAAGGAAAAAUAAAUGAGCUCUGGUUUCAAUUA